Phanerochaete carnosa HHB-10118-sp is the source of this 1999-nucleotide messenger RNA. RefSeq lists its product as uncharacterized. The transcript has 4 exons. The record is from RefSeq and is a predicted model, not a curated record. Lineage: Eukaryota; Fungi; Basidiomycota; Agaricomycetes; Polyporales; Phanerochaetaceae. Bases 312 to 1460 code for a protein of 382 amino acids.
CCCAACCACUGCAGACCGCUACUCUCAUCAACCUGCAUCAGCAUGUCGAACGCCGCCGCCGCGGCGAAGCCCGACGACCUCUCGGCGCACCCGAGCUAGAGUAUCUCUCACCUGGCCAAAUCCCAGUCUCAUUCGUUUAUUCUGCACCUUGCUCGUUCGCGCGCGUUGCAUGGCCAGACUUCUUCCACCUCGCUUUGACGUCUCUUAACAUGAAAUGCGUGAUUGGAUAAUUCCAGAAGCCGCCACGCUCGUUUUUCCAGCAUUCAUAUCGCGCACAAAUUGUUCGGUGAUACUCUUCAUGACGUUGCAAGAUGCCUCGCCACCGUGCCAUCAGGAGCGAGAGACACAAUCGUUCCACCAACAACACCGACAAUAUCCAGGUCCGGUUCUGUCAGUAUAGCAACGGAGCGAGUGAUGUGGAAGACCAAGUCGAGGGAGACUUCAACUCUGCGCUGCACGACGCGAACGGUCACGCUUAUCGUCAUAACAAGGCAGCGGAGUUCACAUGGGGCGUGGAGACGUACACGGACGCCAAAGAUUCAGAGCAGCUCGAGGUGCCAAUUCGCGAGAGUGACACGGCUGCGCCGUCGUGGAGCACGCACGACACACUGGGGGACGAGCUACACUACGUCGAUGCGACGGGACCCUGCAUACGCGGGGGCUCCAUCGAGAGAACAAUCUGUAAAGAGAUCGGGCCAGGCCUGGUUCGGGAAUGUGAUUCGAAGCGAUCCGCGACGGGUCGCAGGGCUGGGAAGGGGCGGAACUUGAGGAACUUGGAGCAUAGUGGAGAGAUGGAAACGCGGGUACGAGUAAUCCUGAAGGAUAAAUUAUUGGCAGCGUACGACCUCACGGACGAGCUUGCCGCGCUCAACACGCUCCUCGAACCCCUCAUAUCGCUCCCGAUGCGUUUCAGCGGAUAUCAAUUAAAGUCACAAUUCCGACGAUGCGCCUCCUCAGCGGCAUCCGGUCUAAGCACCCGCCACCUCAUGUACCAGACCACCGAAUUGCCCAAUGCGAUCGUCGGGUAUGUCGGAUCGAAGCGCGACAUACUUGCCUACGACUAUGCUUCCGUGCAGACGCGUGGACAUGAUUGCGCUUCUGAGCACCGCGUCAUCCGCCACGAAGCCAGCUGGUCCGGACCCUCGAACCACCUCAUUGUCAAACUAUUUCUCGCACGCGACGAAUACAUCUCCAGAGUUCUAGACGACUCCAAGCAGGAUGCACUCACGCUCGCUGCAGACGACGCGGCGCACAAAGUGCCGGCGGAAUACGACGGCGCGCAUGUGCUCGCACAAAAGCGCAAGCCCCACUCGUUGAAGCUCCGGACAGUCGUCGAUCUGUCUCUCCGGCGGGAUCUGCGCGUUCUUGAAGUCUCGAAUAGGAGUAUGACCGCACAGGAGAUGCCGCCGUCUGGGAUGUUCGGACCAUGGAUUCAGGCGCGGGCGGUUCCUAGUGUUUGAAUGGUCCGGGAUGGCUACCUUACUCUCGUUCAUUUGACCUAACAGCCGCUGGCCUGUCUCUCGUACACCGCGGGUCUUGUCGACCGUGUUGCAACAUCGGAGCUUGGAUCAUAUCGAGAUGAACAGCAACGCGAUGUUUGCUCCAAGGAACAAACGAGAUGGUGGCGAUGAUCAAAGCAAGCCUACAGUCCUUCCGGAACGACGGACGGCUUCCAUCAUCGACGAAGCACGCAUUUGACGUGACCAAGCCCUCGUCGUGAUGACGCGCACGUUGGCUAUGCACAAUGACUGCCUGGUCUCAGGGCGAGUCGUAAGCUGCUGUAUUUUGACGCAGUAACUGACGCGUUGCUAGGGCCUGACUACAGGGCUAUGCUGAAUGCCGCAGCAAAGACUACCUGAGCCCGGUCACCGAUAUUUUGAACCUCUUGCUCCGCGAACGCUGACGCACGCCGACCAUAUCCCCAUCCGCGCCCUAUCCGCAGUUCUCCGGUGCCCGGAAUAGACCGGCCUGAAUACCGCUGCGUCCUUGGCCUCCUGUG